Ostertagia ostertagi is the source of this 828-nucleotide messenger RNA. The record is from the annotation of a GenBank genome assembly. NCBI's taxonomy places the organism in Eukaryota, Metazoa, Nematoda, Chromadorea, Rhabditida, Trichostrongylidae.
AUGUUUGUGACCCUCCUUUGUAAUGGAACAGCGUGGUCUAUUGGACUUAAAAUUUCCACGCAGCUGAACCUUCAUGUUAAUCGUAAGGCACGUUCUUGUUUCGCAUUGCCUAGGGUCGUCACUGUACUACAGUAUUGGCUGAACGACUAUGCGUCGAACAUAGGUUUUGGAAUAUUUCAUUCUGGAAUUGAAGUUUAUGGAGUUGAAUAUGCUUAUGGUGGGCAUCCUUAUGCAUUUUCUGGCGUUUUCGAGAAUUCGCCACAGGAUGCUGAGGAACUAGGAGAAAAUUUCAAAUUUAGACAAUGUAUUGUCAUUGGAGAAACUACAUACUCGGCUUCUGCCGUUCGGGAACUUAUAAAAUCUCUCGGGCAAGAAUACCGUGGUGACCGCUACCAUCUUAUUUCAAGAAACUGCAAUCACUUUAGUGCUGUUCUUGCUAAGGCCCUUACUGGAAACGAUAUACCAACAUGGAUCAAUCGUUUAGCUAACCUUAGUGGAUCGAUUCCAUUUUUGGAAAGAUGUCUACCACAGGAGUGGUUGACGCCGGUUGCAUUACAACAGUCACUUGAUGAACAACGCAACGCAGAUCGCUCAAAAGCUGCUGGAAACGAUACCCACAAACGAUUAUCGAUUGAUUCUGCUGAGGAUGCCUUAGACGCUAAGCUGAAUGAUUCUCGUGCAACUGUGGUAUCUGCCCGUGGAUUUGUAUGCGGUGACAAUUCUUCAACACUCUCGUCGGGUGCUGAUAGUCGUAACGGGUCGCCUCCAUCAAUACAGCGGAUAUGGGCCCAAAUCAAAUCAACCAUGGCUGGAGAUAUUCGACCUUAA